This is a messenger RNA of Colletotrichum paranaense, 330 nucleotides long. RefSeq lists its product as uncharacterized. The transcript has a single exon. Bases 1 to 330 code for a protein of 109 amino acids. NCBI's taxonomy places the organism in Eukaryota, Fungi, Ascomycota, Sordariomycetes, Glomerellales, Glomerellaceae. The record is from RefSeq and is a predicted model, not a curated record.
AUGGGUGACACAGGUGGUAACAGGCCUGUUGGCCGAAUCCCAAUCGUCCUCCCCUGGGCUUCCCACGCUUCCAACGGGGUGUCGGCGUCCAAGGAGAGGCCGCCGCCAUGCUCAGUCUGCUUUAGAUCACUGAUGAAAAUUCUCGACAACCUGACUUUAAUUUCAAUGGUCGGUGGCAUGCUUCUGCGGGAGGGUGGCUUCAUUGAUGAUGGGAGGGGCCGGCGCACCCGCCCUUCAAUGCGAGCUCGACAUUUUGUCUUGGCAUACAUCAUCAAAAUCCGCCAUCGCCGACCCCGUAGUCGGGCCAUCCUUUGCUCGGCGAUUUCCUAG